CGACAGCCAUGGCAUCCACACCUGCGUGUACUGUGUGUGCAUCGACGCACCUCGCAUGCACUGCCUUGCUGACGUUUGUCCCUGUAGAUCCACGCAGCACGCGUCUGGCGGCAAAACCGAGGAAAGGCGCAGAGGAUUGGGAAACGCGGGUGAAUCCGGGACUCAUUUCCUCGGUUUUGCCGGCGAGCAGUCAGGCGUCGAGGCCCAGGACCUGGGACUCAUUUCCUCGGUUUUGCCGGCGAGCAGUCAGGAGUCGAGGCCCAGGACCUGGGACUCAUUUCCUCGGUUUUGCCGGCGAGCAGUCAGGAGUCGAGGCCCAGGACCUGGGACUCAUUUCCUCGGUUUUGCCGGCGAGCAGUCAGGAGUCGAGGCCCAGGACCUGGGACUCAUUUCCUCGGUUUUGCCGGCGAGCAGUCAGGCGUCGAGGCCCAGGACCUGGGACUCAUUUCCUCGGUUUUGCCGGCGAGCAGUCAGGAGUCGAGGCCCAGGACCUGGGACUCAUUUCCUCGGUUUUGCCGGCGAGCAGUCAGGCGUCGAGGCCCAGGACCUGGGACUCAUUUCCUCGGUUUUGCCGGGGAGCAGUCAGGAGUCGAGGCCCAGGACCUGGGACUCAUUUCCUCGGUUUUCCUCGGUUUUUCCUCAUGACUCGCUACUCCAUUCGCCUCGCGUGGCGUGAUGGAAACGUUAUGAUGCCAGCGGGCGGGGCGAACGACGAGGAUUCGCUGUUUAUCGUUUUCGGCGACAAGAUGACACUUCGUUGAGCCAGGCGCGACAGGCACGACAGGCGCAACAGGCGCAUGAAUUGUCCGUUUGCUCGACUACUCGUAAUCGACCCGUCACGACUCCCGACGACUCGUCCCAAGAGCUGACGGCUGCUUCGAGUGCCAGCCGGUCGAAAGUCAAUCGACGCACUCGAAGCACGGUGAUGAGACUGGCGGUGUGUUUUUGAGAACACAUAUCUCAAAAACAGGGGGCAACUUGACGGUUGAACUAGUCUGGCCUUUUGACGGCUGCUUCGAGUGCUGGUCGGUUUGCCGGUCGGUCGGUUUGCCAUCACUAGAGCAGAUCGGCCAAAUCGAUUGACCCUGUCCAGGAUUGCCGGCGAUGAUUGACUGACCGUCGUCUUUGCUGUCGGUCAGCCGAUCGCGGUGGUGACUCGCCAGGCCGCUUAUGCGGGCAGGAAGGCAGAGACUGGCAGGCUCUCGAAAGCACUCUCGCAGACUCGAAAGCAGGCAGACGAAUCAGAUCUGACAGACAAGGCGACAGUCAGUGCGACUGAGAGACGUUACUUUACGACAGAUCCGACAGACAGACCAGCAGCCAGUGCGACAGUCAGUCAGUGCGACUGAGAGACGUUACUCUACGACAGAUCCGACAGCCAGACCGACAGAUCCUCUAUGCGACGAGUCGUUUGACCAAUCGCCACGUCGCCAAAGGACAUAUCUGACCGCCAGAGGGACAGCCGGUCGCCACAGGGACAGCCGGUCGCCAGAGGGACAGCCGGUCACCAAAGCACAUCUGACCCGUGACAGGCCAAUCGGUCCGUCCGACUGAUUGCCGCCCUCUGACGGUCAAAACACUCUAACCGUCAGGGCGGGCACACCGACCGUCAAUGUUCCUCAUGAGCGUUCGACGGUGGAACCACUUGCCAGCUUGGCAGGCCGAGUCGCAGUCAGCUUCUGCUCCCAGUGACUACUUAAGCGGAGCGUGAGGCUGAGGAGUCUCAGUGCGUUAAUCGAGCAGCGACGCUUGCAUCGACAUUGACUGGCGAUCUUCCUGCCACUCAAGCAGAGUCCGCCAUUCAAAGACACUGACCCGUGCCAAGCCACUCUGAUUCACCGGCGUCUGACGAGCACUGCCUGCCGCCUCGUCCCCUUGAGACCUCAAAACCGCGUGUGCUUAUCUCCAGAGAUCCACUGUGCACAUCCACUGUGCUUAUCUCUGCAAGUUUCAAAUCUCUGCGAUCUGCUGGGUGGAAACGAUGGCGACGCGGCCUUCACUUCCGUUCCGUGCUACUGCAGCGGUGGUCUUCGUGGCUCUCUUCCUCCUCAUCGCUGCUGACGCGCAGCCCACACCCGGUCAGCAGCAGCCCCCCAUCCGCCCAUCUACCUCCUCCCCCCCUUCCUCCUCCCCUUCCUCCUCCCCUUCCUCCUCCCCUUCCUCCUCCCCUUCCUCCUCCCCUUCCUCCUCCUCCCCUUCCUCCUCCCCGCCCUCCUCCAUCCCCCUCUCGUCGUCCGCUCCCUCGUCCUCCCCUCCUUCCCCCUUCUCCUCGCCCUUCCAACCUCUCCUCUUAGGCGGCCUUCAGGCCAACCUCACGCCCAUCCUUCUCCCCACCUCCACCGCUCCCAAUCCCAUUACCACCACUCCCACUCCUGGCGCAACCGGUGCUAGGCCCGGUAAUGCAUCUAAUGCCGCUGGUAUAAAUGGUGCAGCGGCUCUGCCAGGUGGCGGCGCCUCAGUGGUCACGCUGCUCCUGAACGCAGCCAAUGGCACGGUCGGAUUCGCUCUUCCCUGGGCGCAAGGGGCGGGGGAGAACGUGCAGGCUGGGAUUUACACUGUGGGGGACAUGCUCAAUGCGUCUACACCCCGCCUCGUCCUUCCACUCAUCAGUACGACUGUCGAUUCCACCCCUGCUGCUGCUGGCUCCGCCACGCGUGUCACAUCAGCUUCCUCUUCUCCCAUGCAGCCUCUCAGCUCCGCUGCAGCUGCGUCGUCGUCCUCAUCCUCCAGCCAACCCCUGGACGCCGUAUCUGCAGCAGUCUCCUCGACUGUGCCCUCGUUUCCACCCCUGGGCCCUGCUGCUGCUGCAGCAGCCACCUCUUCCUCUCCCAUUCAGCCCCUCAACUCCGCUGCAGCCUCCUCUUCGCCCUCCUCGAGCCAACCCUUGGACGCCUUAACUGCAGCGUCAGCGGCACUUGCGGGUGCAAUGGCGGGAUUAGGCGGAGCUUCAGGGGCAACCGAGGGGCCCAGUGUCACUGUAGGCACGAUGACAGGAGCAGGGGCGACAGGGGCGGGAUCAGGAUCAGGGUCAGGGGCAGGGGCAUCAGGGGCAGCUGGACCAUUUACAGGAGCACCACGGAGGGGCUUGUCUGGAGUUGAGGCAAACCCUGUAGCUGCAGCAGUAGGGGCAGCACAGGGAGCCCUGGGCAGGGGUUCUGGGUGGUUGUGGGGAGCUGUGCCUGUGCCGGGUGCGGCGCUCGUGAAUAUUCUGAGGGACCCCAGUCAGUACCAGGUGCGGCUGUCUGUUGGCAGUGGCGCCGAUGCUGCCUCCUUUGCCGGUCGACUAGUGGCCGUACCUAUCGACUUGGCUCGGAGCAUCCCCUUCCUUGGCUCGCUGAUUCCCGAGCCUCCUCGGCUUCCUGUGCAGCACAAUCUUGGCAUUCCCACCCCCCAGUCCCUCCUCUCUAUUGUGUCUGCAAUUCGUGAAGGCAUCGCAGCUCUCCCCCAAGCUGCCUUGGGAUCGGCGAACGUUCCAUGGCUGUCUGACUUGGCCAAUGCCCUCGUUGAAGCUGCAAGGAGCAAUCCCGUGGCCAAUCUGCUCCCUUGAGGUGGUUGUAAAUUGCAUGCAAUUGGGGGAUUAGUGUUAAAAUUAUAUAUUGUGUUAUAUAAUUGUUAGGCUUGGUAGGUUACUGAAUUUUACUGUAGAGGGUAUAACACCCAUCCUCGUAUCCCUCUCUCUUCUAUUCCCAACUCCCUUUUCCCUCAACUUUUCUCCUUCCUAAACCUCAUGCCUUUCCUAGCUUCCUAGCUAAGCUAGCCUUCUAACAAUUAGAACUAGUGUCUGUCUAUACGAAUGCCCUGCACUUGAAUUAUGUGAAACAGAGGUGCUAUCAAGCAGAGUUUGCUUCUUAAAAG
Molecule: messenger RNA, 3855 nt
Organism: Closterium sp. NIES-67
Lineage: Eukaryota; Viridiplantae; Streptophyta; Zygnematophyceae; Desmidiales; Closteriaceae
Source: the annotation of a GenBank genome assembly